AAUUGAGAGAAGAUCGGUUUGACGAAGAUAUCAUUAUUAGAUGCAAAUGGCUCUGAACAAGAAGAAUCUUGAUGGUGCUGAUGCUAUAAUUGUGAGUGGUCUUCCUGACUACAUUACAGAAACACAGAUGAGGGAAUUUCUUGAGACUUUUGGUCCAAUUCGGGGCUUUGAAUUGGUGAAAGCUAGAGAUACUCGAAAUUCAGAAAGUUAUGCAUGCUGUGUAUAUCAAGAUCCUGCAGUUACAGAUAUUGUUUGUGCUGCUCUGAAUGGAAUAAAAUCUGGAGAUAAGACUCUUACUGUUAGACGACCUAAUCAAGGUGAAAACCAGCCAAAACCUGCACUAAAGAGAGUUAUGUUUCAGCAAGAAUUAGCAGCAACGAAGUCGAAGAUUGCCAGUUCAAGCCUGGCUAUAUCUGCUGCUGAUGGACUUGAUGGUCCUGAUUGUUUAUUUGUGGGUGGUCUUCCUGAUUGCUUGAGAGAAUCAGAGAUCAGGGCACUUGUAGAGACUUUUGGUCAACUUCGGGGCUUUGAAUUGGUGAAAGAUAGAGAUACAGGAAUUUCAAAGGGUUAUGCAUUCUGUGCUUAUCAAGAUCCUGUGGUAACGGAUAUUGCUUGUGCUGCUUUGAAUGGAAUAAAAUUUGGAGAUAAGACUCUUAUACUUAGAAGAGCGCCAAAACCUGAGCAAGAAAGCAGAUUAACUCAUGGACUUCAGAGACUCACGCUUCAGCCAGAGCUAGUAGCAACGAAGGUUGUUUGUCUAAGUCAGGCUAUAUCUGCUGCUGAUCUGAAAGAUGAUGAGGACUAUGAAGAGAUCGUAGAUGAUAUGAGAAGAGAGGGAUCCAAAUAUGCUACAAUUGUAUUCACACAUCAUGAACAUCAGGCCUGACACAUAAAGACGGAAGCCUCCAUCUUCCACCAAUAAUCUUCAAUCUUACUUGAUUUCACGGGAUAUAUUUAGUAAUUUUUUUUUCUCUGUACGUAAUUAACCACUUCUUAUUUAUCAUCUGCAGGUACAUUGGUUAAUGUUGUGAUACCUCGGCCCCGACCAAAUUGGGAACCAUCACCACCUGGCGUUGGAAAGGUGUUUUUGGAGUAUGCUGACGUGGAUGGUGCAACAAUAGCACGAGCUCAGUUGAGCGGACGAACUUAUGGUGGGAAUCCAAUAGUGGCAGCAUUUUAUGCUGAGAAUGAAUUUGCUGACUUGAUUAUGAAGCCUACAUUAUGAAGCCUGGCUGUUUGUCAUUGCCACUUAGCUUGGAUUGAUAUCUCUUCCGUUUUUGUAAUUUCUAGGCUUAGUUGAACAGUAGAAUAUGAAUAUAUAUUUUAUUAGGUGGGACCUUCUAGCUAGCCUAAUGUUAUAGA
Messenger RNA from Prosopis cineraria, 1362 nucleotides. Its product is annotated as splicing factor U2af large subunit A-like. Gene Ontology annotation, cellular component: nuclear speck; U2-type prespliceosome; commitment complex. The coding region runs from base 41 to 886 and encodes 281 amino acids. The record is from RefSeq and is a predicted model, not a curated record. Lineage: Eukaryota; Viridiplantae; Streptophyta; Magnoliopsida; Fabales; Fabaceae. The transcript has 5 exons. Gene Ontology annotation, molecular function: poly-pyrimidine tract binding; pre-mRNA 3'-splice site binding.